AUGGAAGUGGCAGUUGAAAUUGAAAGUGGAAGUUGAGCACCUGUUGACAGAACCGGUGUUGGUGGAAAAGAAGUAAUAUUACCAGGGGGUACUUUACAGAAAUGGAUCUACGUCUUCUUCUGCUAACAGUGGGGUCUCUUUUGAUUGUGGAAUCAAAGAGAGAUGAUGAACUCUACUGUGCAGUUUGCAGGGCUUUAACUGAUGAAGUUAACCACAGUAUUUCCUCCGUCAACUCCAAACAGAAAGUUCAAGUUGGCAGCUUUAGAGUGGACUCCAAAGGAAACCAGAAGACUGUAGAGGUACCCUAUGCAAGAUCUGAAGUUCAUCUAACAGAGGUUUUUGAGACAAUUUGUGAAAAAUUCAGGCAGUAUGGAAAUACAAAGAACGGUCUAGGAAAGAGAAGUAUAGUGAGAAUGGUGUCCAGGGAUGGCAAGCCUUUGGUGCUCAAAGACAUACAGAUUACAAUGGAGGGGAUGAAACUACUGACACACACAUGUGAGACAAUUGCGGAGGAAUAUGAAGACCAGAUAAUCCGAGCGUUUAGACACGGAGAACUUCCAGAGGUAGAAAAGAAAGUGUGUGGAGAGAUUGCAGAAUACUGCUCUGAAGAAGAUCUUAACACUCCCAUGCCAGAACCAGGCCCCGUCCAGGAAUCUCAGAAAGUUGAAAAUAAAGAAGAGGAAGAGGAGGAAAAUAAGGAUGAGACAGAUGAAGGCAUUGAGGAAGAGGAGGAAGAAGGAAGCGAGGAAGAUGUGAAGGACUCGGACAAGAAAGAGAAAGAGGAGUUAUGAUGAAAAUUUAUGAAUAACUGGAAGAGUUGUCUUUCUU
Saccostrea cuccullata (small rock oyster) is the source of this 828-nucleotide messenger RNA. Its product is annotated as protein canopy homolog 2-like. NCBI's taxonomy places the organism in Eukaryota, Metazoa, Mollusca, Bivalvia, Ostreida, Ostreidae. The transcript is spliced from 6 exons. The record is from RefSeq and is a predicted model, not a curated record. Bases 102 to 791 code for a protein of 229 amino acids. Gene Ontology annotation, cellular component: endoplasmic reticulum.